Trichoderma atroviride IMI 206040 is the source of this 956-nucleotide messenger RNA. RefSeq lists its product as uncharacterized. NCBI's taxonomy places the organism in Eukaryota, Fungi, Ascomycota, Sordariomycetes, Hypocreales, Hypocreaceae. The record is from RefSeq and is a predicted model, not a curated record.
CCUGUGCUCGUGAUACUGUAAAUAGCUCCCCUUUUUUUUUUUUUUUUUUAAACCGUCUUGCUGCCGGAUCCGGAGUUGAAUCGCUACCCACGCCAAAAACGGCCUGUGACGCUUUCUGCUUUCUCUUUGCCUAGAUAAAGAGAUCACUUCGUUGGCCUUGAUCUUUUCCUGCUCUCUUUCAGAAGAAAAACCAUUGUCUCAGAGAUUAAAGGGGUGGGAAGCAAAGCUAGAAAUCACAAAGGGGAACAACGGCAACAGACAGAUCAGAAUGGCCUCUGCAGAUCCCCUCAACGGACUCAAAGUCUCCAUCAGCCAGACAAAGGCCUCGCCGCCAACCAUCAUCGCCACCGUCAAGAACAACAACCCGCACCUCGUCACCAUUGCCGAGUACCAGUCGCCCUUUGACCAGCUGAUCCUCGAGCUGGGCAACCUCGCCAUCUACCCGGGCUCCGGCUGCUCCAGCUCCGACAGCGACAGCAGCGGCAGCAGCAGCACCAUCAGCGAGCCGCUCGACUACCCGACGAUCCGCCUCAAGCGAGCCUGGCCGCCGCCAAAGGAGACCAUGGUGACGCUCGGCCCGGGCGAGAGCCAGACGGCCGAGAUUGUGCUCCGCGACCCGGUGCCGCUGCGGCGUCUGGGCUCGUCCGCCACGGUCAAGCUGAGCGGCCAGUGGAUGUCCGUCUGGAGGCGCCGCGCUGAGGAUAUCGACGAGGCGGACUGGGACGAUGUUUCGAACCCGGAUGAGUUUUCGGGCCAGUAUGAGUCCAACAGCUUGGAGAUUUCGAUUGCUUGAGUGUCUUUUCUAUCUGGGGGGUUCUUGAGGGGAGUUUAUUCUAUUUUCAGAUUGUAAAAAAAAAUGAUGGAGAAAACGGAGAAUUGGCGCUUUUUGCUUUUUAUUUCAUGUAUAUUUAGGAGAGCAUCAUUUUAGGAGAAUGGGAAUUGCAUCUUGGUUCUGG